AUGGUCGAGAUCGAGGAGCAGCUGCAAAGAAUUUGUUCCCACGAGGAGUUCGGACGCGAUCACUUAACUCCUUCAGCCUCGUGACGCGUUUCGCACAUGUGUACAGACCCGGAGAUAAAGAAGAAACCUCGACGUCAGGUCGAGGCUGGGGUUCUUACAUCGUCACCACUACUGUUGAGCACAGGUUGUUUUUGUACAGUUCGGUGUAGGGUCGACCGCUGAGCUAUUGCUUUCGGUCUAUCUUCUUGUUUUUCGUGAAUAUCUAACGUAAUGUCAUGGCUGCGGGCCAAAGCCGAGGCCACAAAAAACGCAUAGGACAUCCAAAAUAUCAAUGGCCUAUGAUGAUCAGAUAGACAAAACAUGUAAAUGACGGGUAUGUUUAAGAUGAAAAGAGAAGAUUCACAUGCGUAAGAAAGAGUGAACGCAGGGAGUUCGUGUUUGCCUCCUGUAAGGGUGGCGUCAGCGCCGCGCCCCCCCUCUCUCUCUGUCUGUCUUCUCUCUUUCUCUUUCGACCGGUGUAGUUUGCUCCGAAGGUCACUCUGGGCGAUAAAUGACCGUGUGCACAACGGUUUGGGUGCCCCGAUUGGGAGAACACGUGAGCGCCUUAGCUCACGCCUGGUACCUACGAGCAUAGAGCUUGGAAUCGUGGGUUCCGAAUGUGGUCGCAGAUGCUUGCUGGAGCAGCCGCUCAGACGUGUUGUUCUCUUGGUUCUCGGGGCUUGUCAAACGUUUGCUUCGAUUCGCCCGUGUACCACACCGACAAAUAGACGUUCUUCAGAAUUCAGAACUCAAACGACAUACCUGGUAUCAUAGGACACGAGAUACCUGCCGUCCGAAUGGUUCGGUCGGAUACGCUUUCAUUGCGAGAUAAUCUGCAUCCGCAAACGUUUGGCCGAGUACCGGCCGUCUGUGUCGCUCGGCCCGCAACGCUUACUUUGCGAGAGAUGUCUAUCUGCGUUCGGAAACGUUUAUCGAGGGGUUUCUCUCGUGCUCCCAUCUUCUUUGGACCUGAGCUCUCCGUCCCUCUGGUUGCAUCUCUGCCUGCAUGUGCCGGUGAUUA
Messenger RNA from Ectocarpus sp. CCAP 1310/34, 1060 nucleotides. NCBI's taxonomy places the organism in Eukaryota, Phaeophyceae, Ectocarpales, Ectocarpaceae. The record is from the annotation of a GenBank genome assembly.